UGUACUGUACGGCUUGUACUCAGCCUUCAUGGGUGGGUUCAUCUAUACGUUUCUGGGAACCUCCAAGGAUGUAACCCUGGGUCCUACUGCCAUCAUGUCCCUGCUGUGUGCCUCCUACGUGGGGGGAGACCCGGUCCGAGCCGUCCUCCUCAGCCUGAUCUGUGGAACCAUACAGACUGCCAUGGCUCUACUACGUUUGGGGUUUCUUCUGGACUUCAUCUCAUUUCCGGUGAUCAAAGGCUUCACCUGUGCUGCCGCGGUAACCAUAGGCUUCGGUCAAGUCAAGAAUGUGCUGGGACUGAAGGACAUACCUCAUGAGUUCUUCCUGCAGGUCUACUACACCUUCUACAGGAUACCUGAGACCAGGAUAGGAGACGUGGUUCUAGGUCUGCUGUGUCUGUGUCUGCUGGUGACGUUGCAGUGGAUGAAGAGGACCCUGGAACCCCCGUCAGAACAGGAGGCCCUCCUCACCCGGGCCGCUCACAGUCUGGUCUGGGGCAUCGCUACCGUGCGUAAUGCGUUGGUCGUAGUGGCGGCGACCUUCCUGGCGUUCUCAUGGAACGCGUUUGACUCACCGGUCUUCACCAUUACCGGGAAAACAUCCCAGGGCCUGCCGCCGUUCAGAGCCCCUCCCCUCUCCGAGACCACGCCCAAUGGUACCAGCAUCAGCUUUGGAGAGAUCAUAGAUGAUUUUGGAGGAGGGCUGGCUGUCAUCCCCUUCAUGGGAGUACUGGAGAGCAUUGCCAUCGCUAAAGCCUUCGCCAGUCAGAAUGACUAUAGGAUCAAUGCCAAUCAGGAACUGUUUGCUAUUGGUCUAACCAACAUUAUGGGAUCCUUCGUCUCAGCCUAUCCGGUCACAGGAAGCUUCGGAAGGACUGCAGUGAACUCCCAGACAGGGGUGUGUACACCAGCCGGAGGCAUAGUCACUGGUGUGGUAGUGCUGUUGUCCCUGGCCUUCCUGAUGCCAGCAUUCUACUACAUCCCUAAAGCCUCUCUGGCAGCAGUCAUCAUCUGUGCUGUGGCUCCCCUGGUCGACUACCGUGUCGUCAUGCAGUUCUGGAGGAUACGCAAGCUUGAUCUGGUGCCGUUCCUGAUCACCUUCCUGUUGAGUUUCUGGGAGGUGCAGUACGGCAUUGUGGGAGGUGUAGUUGUUUCUGGACUCAUGCUGCUCUACAAUGUAGCCAGGCCCAGCAUAAAGGUGUGUGAUCAUGGUGUUUUGGUGAUGGAGUUAGAUAGUGGACUCAGUUUCCCCUCCACAGAGUACCUCAACACUGUCCUAUACACUCAGGCACUGCAGGCCUCUCCUCCUAGGUCAGUGGUCCUGGACUGUCAUCAUGUCAAUACUGUAGACUAUACAGUUGUCAACGAGCUCAGGGACCUGCUACGACAGUUCAAACUACGAGGGGUCGGACUCAUCUUCUCUGGCCUGCAGUAUUCGGUCUUGGAGGUCCUGUUGGCAGCAGACCUGCCGGAUCUUAGACACACCGCCAGUGUGGAGGCGGCACUAACCAUCCUAUCGGAGCCAACGUACACAGAGGAACUGGAGGACGGGAAAUCACUUCUCAGGAAGUGAUGUAAGGAAAGCAGCCCCACCCUCUCAGCACUUAACUUCCUGUUUGUGUUCCAAAUCAAAAUUCCAAAUCCUUUCCAAGCCCCUACCCAUGUGUCCCAAUCCUGGUCCCACGGACCCUUAAGGGGGGCACAUUUUUGUUUUUUGCCCUCGCACUCACAAACCUGAUUCAACCAAAUGCUUGAUGAGAAGUUUAUUAGUUGAAUUAAGCUAAAAACAAAACGUGUACCGCCUUGGGUCCCUGGACCAGGAUUGGGAAGCCCUCACCGGAGUCAGUGUGUGUGGAUAGGUGGAAGCAAUAUGGAGGAAAUAGCACUUAGCCUGUCCAGAGAUAUAACUGUAUAUCUAAUACCUAUGGAAUGUUUUGAUUUGAUUUACAUAGGUGUUAGUAGGACGUGUCAAAUAUCCUUAGACUGAUGAGAUACUUACACUAUUGCAACUUUGCUUUUAAAUGUUCUUCUUAUACACAUUAAUACAUAUCAUAUAUUAUUGCAUACAUUUGCUUGCUCAAUUAGACUUUGAUAAAUUACAAUUAUUGAUGCCUUUCAAAUUGAUCAAUUGUACUUUAUUGGUUGCCUCUAUUGGAUGAGAAGGUGUGUGUGUGUGUGUGUGUGUGUGUGUGUGUGUGUGUGUGUGUGUGUGUGUGUGUGUGUGUGUGUGUGUGUGUGUGU
Oncorhynchus gorbuscha (pink salmon) is the source of this 2241-nucleotide messenger RNA. Its product is annotated as sodium-independent sulfate anion transporter-like. The record is from RefSeq and is a predicted model, not a curated record. The transcript is spliced from 15 exons. Gene Ontology annotation, cellular component: membrane. Gene Ontology annotation, biological process: transmembrane transport. Bases 29 to 1573 code for a protein of 514 amino acids. Lineage: Eukaryota; Metazoa; Chordata; Actinopteri; Salmoniformes; Salmonidae. Gene Ontology annotation, molecular function: sulfate transmembrane transporter activity.